UUCUUUCACUUGCAAAAAAAAAAAAAAAAUGGCUGAGGCUGUGGUUGGAGGAGCAUUUCUCUCUUCUUUUCUCCAGGUUUUGUUUGACAGGAUGGCAUCGCAUGAAGUACUAGAGUUCUUCAGCCGAUGGAAGCUUAGUAAAAAACCACUGAUGAGGUUGAAGACUUCAUUAUUAUUUAUCAAUGCAGUCCUCAAUGAUGCAGAGGAGAAGCAGAUAAAUAACCCAGUUGUCAAAGACUGGGUUAACGAGCUAAAAGAUGCUGCCUAUCAAGCUCAGGACUUGCUGGAUGAGAUUGCGACUGAUGCCUCGCGCUACAAGUUGGAAGCUGAACUGAAGAGUAAGGUACAACUCUUCAACUUGACUUCUCAUAGUUGUUUUUACAAGGAAAUAGAACUUUAGUUAGAAGAGAUUUUAGGCAGACUAAAAUUUCUUGCAAAGCAAAGAGACUUCCUUGGUCUUAAAGAAAGUAGUGGUGGUGAGAAACCUUCACCAAAAAGGCCGACGACGUCUUUGGUAGAAGAAUCUGCUGUAUACGGUAGAGAUGGAGAUUCGGAGGCCAUAAUUGAAUUGUUGCUAGAAGAUGAUGGCGGUGGUUAUAACAUAAGUGUUAUUCCCAUAGUGGGCAUGGGUGGCGUAGGCAAGACCACACUUGCUCAGCUUCUAUAUAACAAGAAGUUGGUGGUGGAGAAUUUUGAUGUCAGAGCAUGGGUUUGUGUUUCACAAGAAUUUGAUUUGCUUAGGAUCACAAGAACUAUUCUUGAGGCAGUGAGUUCCUCGACAGGAGAUACUAACGACCUAGACCUACUCCAAGUUAGGUUGAACAAGAGUCUUGUGGGAAAGAAAUUUCUGAUUGUGUUAGAUGAUAUUUGGAAUGAGAAUUACUUGGAUUGGGAGGUCUUACGAACCCCUUUCAAAUCUGGGGCUAAGGGAAGUAAGGUAAUCUUAACAACACGUAAUGAAACUGUUGCGUCAGUUGCACGCACAGUUCAAACUUAUCAUCUAAAGCCUUUAACGGAUGAAGAUUGUUGGUUAUUAUUUGCAAAACAUGCAUUUGGCAACAGAGAAUCUAAGGCGUAUCCGAACUUGGAACUAAUUGGAAAGGAAAUAGUGCAAAAGUGCAAUGGCUUGCCUUUAGCAGCAAAAACUCUUGGCGGUCUCUUACGGUUGAAGUUGGAUCCUAAGGAAUGGGUUAAGAUUGUGGAGAGCAAUAUAUGGAAUUUCUCAGAUUGUGAAAGUAAUAUUCUUCCAGCUCUCAGAUUGAGUUACCUCUAUCUACCUUCACAUCUCAAACCAUGCUUUGCCUAUUGUUCAAUAUUUCCGAAAAACUAUAAAUUUAGAAAGGAGGAAUUAGUGCUGUUAUGGAUGGCAGAAGAUUUUUUAUUGCAUCCUAAAAGAGAGAAUUUGGAAGAAGUAGGUGUUGAGUACUUCAAUGAUCUAGUAUCUAGGUCAUUUUUUCGGCGGACAAGUGGUAGGAGUUCAUGCUAUGCUAUGCAUGAUCUUUUGAAUGAUUUAGCUCUCUUUGUCUCUGGAGAAUUUUGUUUUAGAAUGGAGGCUGACAAUUCAUAUGACUUGUCGGGAAAGACUCGCUAUUUUUCAUAUUCUAGAAGGAAGUUUGAUGCCUAUGAGAAAUUUGAAGCCUUUCAUGGAGCCAAGGGUUUGCGAAGCUUUCUACCUUCAAGUGCGUCAUUGCAGUCAGCGUGCUUAGGUACUAAAGUUGUACUCCACUUAUUACCAGAAUUGAGAAGCUUAAGGGUACUAUCUCUAUCUAAGUACUGGAAUUUGACAAUUCUACCAGACUCAAUUGGUAAUUUAAAACAUUUACGAUAUUUGGACCUUUCUCGCACUGCAAUCAAAGUAUUACCUGAUUCAGUGUGUACUUUAUAUAAUUUGCAAACAUUACUUCUGUCAUUUUGUUAUUCUCUCACUGAGUUGCCUGCCAACAUGGGAUGGCUAGUUAACUUGCGUCAUCUUGAUAUUAGUGAAACAAACUUGAUAGAAAUGCCAAUGCUAAUGGGUAGAUUGAAAAGUCUCCAAACACUAACUUCUUUUAUUUUGGGCAAAAAGGGUGGCUCUGGCAUCAAAGAGUUGGGGGAGUUUCAGCAACUUAAGGGAAGCCUUUCUGUUUUGAAGCUAGAAAAUGUUGUUGAUGCUAGAGAUGCUUUAGAGGCCAAUUUGAAGGAUAAGUUGCAACUUAAUGAAUUGAUAUUAAAGUGGGGUGGGGAUACAAAUGACUCCAAAAAAGAUCGAGAUAUACUAGACCACUUGCAACCUCAUGCAAACCUGAGAAGGCUUACCAUUGAAAAUUAUGGUGGCACAAUACUUUCAGACUGGUUAGGACAUGCAUCCUGCAAUAUCGUAUCGGUCCAAAUUCGAAAUUGUAAGUAUUGCCUCUUCUUGCCACCAUUUGGUCAACUGCCCUCUCUGCAGAACCUCUCUAUUGAGGGAUUAGAUGGAGUGGUGACUAUUGGUUCAGAGUUUUAUGGGACUGUUGGUUCUGAAAGCAAGCCGUUUGCAUCGCUCCAAACUUUGCGCUUCAAGAACAUGUUGCAAUUGCAGGAAUGGCUUCCUUUCAGAGAUGACAAUGGAGGUGCAGUAGCUUUCCCUCGUCUCCGACAGCUUUUUAUACAAAAUUGUUGUAACCUGACUAAGGGUCUUCCGGAUAGCCUUUUUUCUUUAAAGGCACUUGUGAUUGAAAAAUGUCAGCAGCUUGUUGCUUCACUUCCACGUGUACCAGUCAUCCAUGAAUUGAAGUUACAGUAUUGCAAUGAAGUGUUGUUGAAUGAACUACCACCUCAAGUGCUAAAGUUCACAAUUAGUGGAUAUGAUGCCUCGGUGUCUUUACCUAUGGGUAACAACCACUGCCUUGAGGAGUUAGAUAUCUCUGAUUGUCCAUCUCUCAGGUUGCUUCCUAGUAUUGGCGAAGCCGAUGCACUAAAAUCACUUAGUGUCAACAACUGUGGGAACUUAGUGUUUCCGAUGCACCGAUGCUAUCCAUCCCUUGAGAGUUUGUGCAUAAGAAGCAGUUUCGAUUCUCUUGUGUCCUUCCCAUUGGAACUAUUUCCAAAGCUGAAUCAUCUUGAUAUCCACGGAUGUCAGAAUCUUCAUUCUUUUUCAUUUUCAAAUCAAGGACGGCUUCAGCAUCUCUUAUCUCUCAGAAGCUUACAAAUCAGUAACUGUUCCAAUUUUGUAUCCUUUCCCGAAGAGGGACUGCCUGCCCCCAACCUGACCUUGUUCCGUGCUGAUCACUGUAAUAAUUUGAAGGCGCUUCCUGGCCAGAUGCACACCCUGCUCGCAUCUCUUCAGGAUUUGAGUAUACGUUUUUGUCCAGAACUGGAGUCAUUUCCAGAUGGGGGGUUGCCAUCCAGUUUAAAUUCGCUUGAAAUCCAUUCUUGUGAAAAACUUAUCGCUAGCCGCUUGGGUUGGGGUUUGCAAGCACUGCCUUCUUUGAGAAGCUUCUGUAUCAGGGGUUUUGAAACUUCAGAAUCCUUUCCAGAGAGGGAGCUGCUGCCCUUGUCUCUUACAUCCCUUGAAAUUUGGAAUAAUCUGUUUUUGAAAUCUCUGAAUGGUGAUGAACUUUUACAUCUUAUUGCACUCAAACAUUUGGGGAUUGGCCGCUGCCCAAAUCUUCAUUCCAUGCCCGAAGAUGGUCUGCCAACAUCUCUAUCUUUUCUGAGUGUCACGAAAUGUCCAUUGCUGAAAAAUCGGUGUCUUAGGGAGAAAGGGGAAGACUGGCCCAAGAUAGCUCACGUACCAGUCAUAAAAAUUGAUGGAAAAGUGAUCUAAAUCUGAAGGGCUUAAUUUCUACAGGAACCCCAGCUGUUCAAUAUAUCCAACUUCUUCUCAGGAGAAGCAGCGCUAGUGCUUUGUCUGGUCAGUAGAAAGUCGAUGAUUUUUUGUCUUUAAGCUUGAAGCUUCCUAUUCCUUUCACGUCGAU
This is a messenger RNA of Quercus lobata, 3935 nucleotides long. RefSeq names its product putative disease resistance protein At3g14460. The coding region runs from base 626 to 3784 and encodes 1052 amino acids. The record is from RefSeq and is a predicted model, not a curated record. Gene Ontology annotation, molecular function: ADP binding. The transcript is spliced from 2 exons. NCBI's taxonomy places the organism in Eukaryota, Viridiplantae, Streptophyta, Magnoliopsida, Fagales, Fagaceae.